Molecule: messenger RNA, 1096 nt
Organism: Pollicipes pollicipes
Lineage: Eukaryota; Metazoa; Arthropoda; Thecostraca; Pollicipedomorpha; Pollicipedidae
Product: ras-related protein Rab-34-like
Molecular function (GO): GTP binding; GTPase activity
Source: RefSeq, a predicted model, not a curated record
CAAAUCACAACCGAUGGUCGAGGUCGCAUCUAAACAAGGAGAGGUCGCUGUCUCAUCAGGCGGCCGGGCUGAAGUUGCCUUUGGUGACUGCGGGGGAGAAAUCCAGUCGUGUUACGGAACGCUGGAUUUGGUUGAAGCAGCCGAUGUCUGGUGGGCAUCGUGUGAGACGCGGCGUCUGUGGCGCGUUCGCAGCCAUCAGCGCCGAUCAUGGUGAACGCCGGGGCGGCCGCACGGCGGGAGCGGGAGCGAGAGCCGGCUGAGCUGGACCGACGGCUGGCACACCUGCCGCCGCCGCCACCGACCGGCGCCACCCGCCACCGGCGCGACUUCGACCCGCGCGUCAAGGAUGCCUGUCUGCGCGACGCUCGCCUGCGGCGCGGCCUCAAGAUCUCCAAGGCGAUCGUGCUGGGCGACGCCGGCGUCGGCAAGACGUCGCUGGUGAACCGCUUUUGCCACCAGGUGUUCGACCACAACUACAAGGCCACCGUGGGCGUCGACUUCGAGGUGGAGCGCUUCGACGUGCUGGGCGUGCCGUUCAGUCUGCAGGUGUGGGACACGGCCGGCCAGGAGCGGUUCCGCUCGAUCGCGGCCGCCUACUACCGCGGCGCGCCCGCCCUCCUCUGCUUCGACCUGACUGACCUCAUGUCGCUCUCCCACACCGCCCAGUGGUGCCACGACGUGCUCGAGGCUAACCCGGCCGCCAGCCCGCCGCUGCUCUUCCUGGUGGGCACGAAGCGCGACCUGGUGACGCCGCCGGCGCUGGCGCAGGUGCUGGAGCUGGCCGCCGGCAUGGCCACCACGCUGGGCGCCGAGCUGUGGACCGUCUCGGCGCGCGCCGGCCUGCAGGUGGACGCGCUCUUCUGCCGCGUGGCGGCGCUGACAUUCGACGCCAGCGUGGCCGCCGAGCUGGACCGUUCUGGCACACGCCGUAUCAGCCCUCUGGCCAGCGACCCGGACGUGCCGUGUUCCGGAACCCUCCUACCAAACAUAACCGUUCGUCCCGAACCUUCCUACCAAACAUAACCGUCCAUCCCGAUCUUUCCUACCAAACAUGACCGUUCGUCCCGAUCCUUCCUACCAAACAUAACCGUUCGUC